UUUGGUUUAGUUUUUUUUUUUUUUAUUCAUUUUUUUUUUUGUCGUUUUUUGGUUUAUUCCUUGUGACUUAUUAUUCGAAAUAAAUUUAAAUCGGAAAUUAUCGUUAUAUGAGCGGGAAAUAAUUACAAAAACCGUUAAUUAUUCACAAGUGAAGCCAGAAGAGUUUCAGAGUGAUAAUUUGUUUUGUUGUCGUUUUUGGGGGAAACGCCUUAAAAAAUACAAGCACACCCAAGUAGACCUAGUCUAAUAGAAUCCUUAAUUAAGCACGAAGAAGAGUGAAAUUGGUGUCAUUGGGAUUUCAUUAGAUUUUGGAUAUAAAAAAUAAAAAUUUAGAACAAUCAUGAAUUAUUUGCGAAGCAUAGAAAUAUCAAGAGUAGAAAUGUCGCCGGCCGAUGAUGCAAUUUAUCCCAGUCAAACAUCGAAAAAAGCUACCUACACAUUGGUCGUACUUAAAUUUCUCGAAUUGUGUUUGAUUAUCUGUUGCAUUGGACUGAUAGAUGAUCCCGCCACACAUUCUCAUUUUCGAGUUUUCAUUACACCACGCGUAGUUGCCCUCAGUUAUGUGACCUUUGGCUGUCUUCUAAUUUAUACGUCAAUUUAUUUAAUUAUGACUAUGUUUGGAGAUGCAACUCCAUGGAAAACAGCAACUGUUUGGUCAUUUGUUGGUUUCUUUUUGGUUUUAUCUUCAACUGCACUCUUAUUCAGAGAUUGGUCGAAUACAAAGGAACGCAAUUACUGGGAACCAAAUACACAAAGAUUGGAUUUGGUAUUGGCUACAGCAUGGGUUGCAUUAUUGACUUCACUGGUAUACUUGGCUGAUUUACUUGUGACGAUACGUUUUGGAUCUCGUGGUGAUUUGGAUUGAAUGAAAUUAUUUGAGAGCUGAGCUUUAUUUUAUUUUUCUGUAUAGUUAAGAAUUAAUUCUAGGAUAUACAUAAAUUUUUUGUGCAUUGUUAUGUUAAGUUUAAUGUUUCUUAUAAUCUCACUUGCAUGUACAUUUUUUUAAAUGAUAAAUCAAAAUAUGCGACGAUCAUUCAAUAUUGAUGAUAAAUUAAUUCGAAGAAAAAAACGCCAAACUAAAAUAAUUUUACGAAUUAAAAUUUGUAUAGUAUGUGUCAUAUUGCCAUCCAAUUCAUUUGUUAACAGUUUA
This is a messenger RNA of Episyrphus balteatus (marmalade hoverfly), 1150 nucleotides long. RefSeq lists its product as uncharacterized. The coding region runs from base 341 to 865 and encodes 174 amino acids. NCBI's taxonomy places the organism in Eukaryota, Metazoa, Arthropoda, Insecta, Diptera, Syrphidae. Gene Ontology annotation, biological process: septate junction assembly. The record is from RefSeq and is a predicted model, not a curated record. The transcript is spliced from 5 exons.